GCACUCCUGGGCGUGGAGAUCCCCGCCUCCGCGGAGGUCGAGCGGCUCCGGGCCCUCGUGCGCGACCUGGAGCUGGCGGACCUGGGGGCGGCCGCGGACGGGCGGUUCUUGGGGUCACGGACGGUGUCAGAGGCGCCGACGCCAGCGCCGACGCCCGCGCCGACACCCGCUCCCACGCGGGAGUGCCUCGACUACGCGCCUUCGGACGAGGUGCCCUGGACCGACUCGGAUGGCUUCGACUGCGACUACUACGUCGACAACGGGUGCCAAGACUACAAGAGGACGUUCGAGAACUACAACCACACUGCCCUGGAGGCGUGCUGUGGCUGCGGCGGCGGCGAGGAGGUGAUCCUCGCGGCCGUCCUGGUGGUGCUCACCGUGCAGGGCGUGGGCUACGGCGGCCUGCUCCAAGACGACGCCCUGCUGGCAGGGUUCGAGCUCGCCCUUCGCGAGGCCCUGAGCGAGACCGCCGGAGUACCCCUCGACUACGUGCGGGUCGUGCUCAGCGAGGGCUCUGGCUCACGCCGGCUGGGGGAGCAGGAGCAGUGGACAUCUGACCGUAUCAGCUUACAUACUUCGGGGCGCAGGUUGACUACGACUCCCGUUGAUGUUGCUCUGACAAUCGUUCCGCCCAGACUUUCUGGCGUAAGCGUCGCUCAGAUUGCAGAUGGCCUCGAUUUGAGUGCCGUGGAGAAUGGUGUUCUGACAAAGGUGGAUGCACUCGACGACAUAUCGUCUGUCACGACUGGGGCUACGUCGGUUACGGGAACAGCAAAGUUUACGACAACCAUGGAAGACUACGUUCUGACCACGAGUGGGACGUGCACCGCCCCAGUUACUACUGCUACCGACUGCUACGUGGCUGCCAUCUUUCUGGGUCUUCCCAGGGUCGACCCCGUCGUGAACAACCACAGUUACUCUUGGAAUCCACCGUGGUGUUAUUUCACGCUGGGAGUUCUCAAAUUCAACACGGGUGGGAACACCGACAGUUGUGGUACAACCAACCAGUGCAUUUGCAUCGAGGCCCCGACGCCUGCUCCGGAGGCGGUCUGCGAGCCGAGCUGCUACGGCUACUCCUGCGACGCCUACGUUGCGGCCCGAGAAGCAACCUGCGAUGUGUUGGAGAGAGAGUACUACUGCGACUGCUCAGGCUGCUCAUGUAAGGAAUGCGAGACGCACGCCGACUGCGACCAGAGCGGCCGCGGCCAUUUCUGCGACCGCGGACCGCCCAGCCCGCGGUUACGGGGGCGGCGGUUCGGCCGAUCCCACAACCGUGCCCGGCUACCCGACGAGCUGGGGAAGCAGCUGGGCCCAGACGUUACGCAUGGUGCCCUCGACGGACCAGUCGACAGCAUCGUGCCCCCUGGACCAGGGGGCUCUGGCGACAGCGGGCGAUUCCUCAGCGCCAGGAUAGAAAACGCUUGGACUACGGUCUGUGACAGUAAGGACCACUCACUCCUGGCAUGGGUCAUCCCAAAGGACAAGUGGGAAGGCAAGGGCGCCGCCCGCGCAUUCACCGGGCGCGCGCAGGAUGGCCCCGAGGCUGCCGGGUCCACGGGCUCCAUGGCCUGGCCGGCGUCAGAUCCUGCGAUGUACGUCAAGCCCCGCGAUGUGUGGUCGCCGUCAGCCUGGAAGCUCUCGUCCUGGUCGGUCGGCUCCGUGUCUGCAGCUGCCGUGGCUGUGAUCUCUGGAGCCGAGGCUAGAAUCAGGAUCGUCGUCAUAAAUGCCAGCAUGUCCCCGAAGAGCCUCUCGAACUCGAAGUCGCUGUCCAUCACGCUCUUCUUCUGCUCGGACUUGGUCUUGGUGAUCUCGGCGCUGCCUAUCUCCUCGCCUCUCGAAGGGCCGUCGGCCGGGUUCAUGUCUGUGGGUAUCCACCUCAGCGUCAAUCGGAUACCGGUGGCCAGCGUGAUCGCACCGAUCUUCUUCAGCUACGUCAUCAAAGGUCGCGAAGAGCUCCGCAUCUUUCUGACUGCACCCACCGUCACCAUAGAGUCGCACAGGACCAAGACUCGGCUGAACCAGUUCUUUGACGAGCGACACAGGUCCCAGAUCAUCGAGGUCCUGGGGUUCUCCAGCGAAAAGCCUGGGAAAGACCUGGGAGACCACGAAUCCAACGGCCUGGAGCUCGCAAAGGGGGUCGACGGUCUGGCACUGCAGUUCCUCGCGGAUCGCCUGCCCGAAAUGGUCGGCUCUCCACUGUCGGUUGACUUCGGCUCGGACUUCUUCCCGGUCAUCGAGGCGAAGUCGUCCAUGAACACCCAGUAG
Prorocentrum cordatum is the source of this 2265-nucleotide messenger RNA. The record is from the annotation of a GenBank genome assembly. Lineage: Eukaryota; Dinophyceae; Prorocentrales; Prorocentraceae.